AUGUCAUACCAAAAUCCACCAGCUUAUGAUCAAGUGGUCCCACCAGCAUACAAUCCGGAUUAUGCACCCACUCAGCCAGUAUAUCACCCGAAUAAUCAUGUAACCUCACCACCAUUUCACUUCCAUGACAAUGGUGGUUUUGAGAACAUUGCGGAUGUUCAUUCUCCGGUGUACACAACAAUGGCGUCUGGACCGAUGCCAUCUUCUACUGUCAUCAUUCGUCUGGAACCGCAUGCCACAAAAUUGCAGUGUCCGUAUUGUCGGAUGGACAUUGUGACUUGUACCAAAUCUGUCUACGGCUUAUUGACCUGGAUCUUCUUUGCAGCUCUUUUCCUUUUUGGCUGCUGGUGUUGUUGCUUCUUGCCGUUCUGUCUACGUUCCUGCAAAGACAUCAUUCACACAUGUCCAAACUGUCGUGCUAUGAUCGGAAUACAUCGACGGAUCUGA
This is a messenger RNA of Caenorhabditis remanei, 447 nucleotides long. RefSeq lists its product as uncharacterized. The coding region runs from base 1 to 447 and encodes 148 amino acids. The record is from RefSeq and is a predicted model, not a curated record. Gene Ontology annotation, molecular function: zinc ion binding. Lineage: Eukaryota; Metazoa; Nematoda; Chromadorea; Rhabditida; Rhabditidae. The transcript is spliced from 5 exons.